Molecule: messenger RNA, 597 nt
Organism: Fusarium poae
Lineage: Eukaryota; Fungi; Ascomycota; Sordariomycetes; Hypocreales; Nectriaceae
Exons: 1
Coding region: 1-597 (198 amino acids)
Source: RefSeq, a predicted model, not a curated record
AUGAAAGGCCAUGUUUGUGAUUCAACAUCUGGCUAUGUAAAUGCUGUGCUUUUUUCUGGGUUUGACGACUUGUCAGAAUCAACCUUGGAAGUUAAUGUCUACCCAGCCGCGGCUACUGCAUCGACCACAGAAGCAUCGAGCGCUGAAGCAUCAAGCACAGAGGCAUCAAGCACAGAGACCUCGGACGAAGCAACCUCGACGGGACCAACUGCGAGUACGACGGACGCAGCUCAGGAGGAGGGAGGCGGGGGAAGCAAAAACAACGCAGGUGCCAUCGCGGGCGGAGUUGUUGGUGGAGUUGUCGGACUCGCUGCUCUAGGGCUUGCCAUAUUCUUCAUUCGCCGCAGAAGCAACAAGAAGAAACAACAGCAAACACCAGCAGAGAUGGCCGACCAGAACUCACUUCAACCUCAAGUUCCCUACGGAAUGACGCCUGAGGAGCAGCAACGAUGGAGUACAGUAUCACAAUCUCCUCCAGCCUGGAAACCAACCGAUGUUGCCCCAAAUCAAUCACCCCAAGUUCUGGUGGAAGCUCCUAAUGAGAGUGCGGCGCAAGUGCAUGAGAUGGAUGCUGGUGAGAGGAGCGGUGGGAAAUAA